Messenger RNA from Naumovozyma castellii, 1032 nucleotides. RefSeq names its product elongin A (gene ELA1). Lineage: Eukaryota; Fungi; Ascomycota; Saccharomycetes; Saccharomycetales; Saccharomycetaceae. Bases 1 to 1032 code for a protein of 343 amino acids. The transcript has a single exon. The record is from RefSeq and is a predicted model, not a curated record.
AUGAAAAGUUUACAAGAGUUAUCGAAAAUUACUCUCAUGAGGAAUUUAUCAUCGAUUGAAGACAUUGGUUGUACGCCGUUCCGAUUAAUCGAAGAUGUGCUUGAUAAGAUGAAUAAAGAGCAAUUGAUACGAUUAGAGGAGAAGAAUGUGUUUCUUGUGUUGGAGGAUGAUAAGAUAUGGUUAAAAUUUCUCAAGUUGGAUUUCCCGACGAGUGUGCAUGUUAGCUAUGUUUCCAGGAAGGAGAUCAUUUACAAUCAAUAUCUUGAUUUCAUUCGUAAAUUUGAUGAAAUACUGUUAAAUGAACGACGUCAAUUAGUGUCUAUAUAUUUGAAGGCAUUGGUUAAUAAGGACCCAAAGAAAAUGAAAUUCAGAAUACCGUAUCGAAUAUUAUACUUCAAGUAUCAGAAUGAUGAGAUGAGGAAGCAGCAAAAGACAGCUGAGAAAUUAAGAUUACAAAUGCAACAGAUAAAGGAUGAGAGAGAACGGAAUAAGACGGUUAGUGUGGAUUCCGUGUAUUUACAAAAGGGUAGAGGAGUGAAGACAUUUGUUCAUAACAAAAGUGCAUUUAGAAAGAAUUAUCAUUCUAAAAUGUUCAAUGAGGCCAUGAGGGGUGCACCAUCAAGAAUACAGCGACCUACAGUGCAGCCGUCAAGACCAGCUAUUACAAGAAGGGCUUUUGGUGGUGGAUCGCCAGUGCCAGCGCCAGCGCCAGUGCCAUUGGUUGCCAAUCCUGCUCCUGUGGAUACGACAACCAUGCAACAAGAUGAGCCUCCCAUAAAGCCUCCAGUAGAAACGAAGACUCGUCAAGUGUCACCUGUCAAGAAACGACGGGUCGAGAGUACAAGCAUCUUCCUAACAAAGAAGAAGCCCCUACGAAAAGCAUCCACAAGAGGACCCCGACCCGACCCAUCAUCAUUAUCAUCAUCAUCAUUGUCACCACCACCACCCUCUAUGACCCAAUUAUCCAGCACCAGCAAGAAGAAGAAGUCGUUGAACGACUACAUUCAAAUGAAGAAGACAGAUACUCAUUGA